AUGGAUUUCUUGUGGAUGUCAACCUUGACAUUGACCUCGUCGACAUGGAUGUUGAUAUCAUCGCUGGCCCUCAUUCUUAUCUACGUGAUAUACAAAAGACAGACUCAACCUAAAUACACCUUCCCCCCAAUAACCCCCCUCCCCGACUUCAACCAUGAAACCACCGACCCUAUCCAGCUCCGUCCCUUCAAACAGAAAUACCAUCUAACCAUGGGCCUCACAAACGUACCCCCCUCAGACCUCUUCCCCAUCGACAAAACAUACAAAUUGCGCCUCGCGCUGCGCUCAUCACUCAUCUCAAAGCACAGAGAUACAGUCAUUGGUGUCUCUGAUGAUAAUGGGAUGGAUACGAGGGUCCGCGAUGCUGUGGAGGAGCUAUAUGCGUUUCUUAUCGAGUGGUACUUACCAAACCGGUAUCCGUCGAUGUUUAGGGUUAUUCCUUUCCCCAAGGAGAAGGGAGGGAAGGUAUUAGUGAAUAAAGUAACAGGCGAUUCCUGGCCCACCACACUCGAUCACACCCAAUCCAUAGAUCACGGACUAGAAGUGCUGGGUAAGCUUAUUGAUGAAGACUUCCUUAUCCUCCUCCCCAUCCAAUCCCCGGAUAAGUCUCCACAAGACCAGAAAUACCACCUCUCCGCCUACAUAACCUGCUACCCCAGUGGCUUCGACCCAGCCCAGAAACUUGGCCUACAACUAUCCGCAAUCCACGCCCCCGUCCCGGGGUACAGCGAGAAACUCGAGAAAAGCAUGGACCGGUUCUUUGCGAAGCUUGAGGUUGGGAAGGCUGUUAAGAGAGUGAAUUGGACUGUUACGACGGGGGCGGGGCUUUUUGCGGCGUUUGGGGGGACGCAUGCGAAGAUGGGGGAGGAUGUUAAGCCCUUCGGGACUGGGGAGUUGGAUGUUGAAUCGACGUUCCUUCGAUGUGAGCGGCAGACGCUUCAUCGGUUACCGACUAGUAAAGCGUUGGUUUUUGCAUUCCAUACGUAUACGUACCCUAUUCAGCAGAUCAAGGAUGAAGGGCUUGGUGAGGAAUUGGCUACUGCGAUUGACGGGCUGAAAGAGGGCAACGUGCCUGAGAUGCAUUUCUACAAACGGGGUUCUGUAUGGGGAGAAGCUGUCAAAGCGUUUUUGCGGAGUUAA
Molecule: messenger RNA, 1140 nt
Organism: Aspergillus ruber CBS 135680
Lineage: Eukaryota; Fungi; Ascomycota; Eurotiomycetes; Eurotiales; Aspergillaceae
Product: heme-dependent oxidative N-demethylase family protein
Exons: 4
Coding region: 1-1140 (379 amino acids)
Source: RefSeq, a predicted model, not a curated record